Messenger RNA from Paramecium tetraurelia, 1566 nucleotides. RefSeq lists its product as uncharacterized. The transcript is spliced from 4 exons. Gene Ontology annotation, molecular function: calcium ion binding; protein serine/threonine kinase activity; ATP binding. Gene Ontology annotation, biological process: peptidyl-serine phosphorylation; autophagosome organization; autophagy. Lineage: Eukaryota; Ciliophora; Oligohymenophorea; Peniculida; Parameciidae. The record is from RefSeq and is a predicted model, not a curated record. Gene Ontology annotation, cellular component: autophagosome; cytoplasm.
AUGAAUAGAAAUGAUAAGCAAAUUGAACAUUACCGUUACAAUUCUAAAAAAGGAAGGAUUGGCAAAGGUUCCUAUGCUACAGUUUACAAAGGAUUUGAUACGAAAUCAAAUUAAAAUGUUGCCAUUAAACAAAUUUAUAAGGCUGAUCUCCAAAGUGCAGAUAAUGAGGAACAUUUAUUGAAUGAAAUUAACAUGCUCAAAAGAAUUAAAAAUCCAAAUAUUAUUGAAAUUCUUGAUGUUCUUUAAACAAAGGAGCAUUAUUAUAUUAUAUUAGAAUAUUGUAAUAUUGGAGAUUUAGACUCUCUGCUUAAACAGAAGGAUACAAUAAAAUUAGAUGAUCAUAUAACUUUUUUGUAGGACAUCUUAAAUGCCUUUACAACAUUAAUUAGAUGUGGGAUAGCACAUAGAGAUCUUAAACCAGCAAAUAUUUUAGUACAUUAGGAAGGAAAAAGAAGGAUUUUUAAAUUGGCUGAUUUUGGUUAUGCUAAGACAAUAUGCAAUUACAACGCAUAAAUAUUAAAGAGCAAUUUGGGAACCCCUGCGUAUAUGAGUCCUUAAUUACUUAAAGAGGAAUAAUACACAACAAAAAGUGAUAUUUGGAGUUUUGGAAUAAUGUUAUAUUAAAUUAUAUACAAUACUUUGCCUUGGGUAGGAAAAUCAGAGUAUGAUUUGAUUUAAAAGAUUGUUAAUAUUCCGAUAGCAUUUCCUUAGACUCCCAAGGUAUCAACAGUUUGUUAAGAUUUAAUAAUUAAUUGUUUAUAAGUUAACGAAGAUAAGAGAUUAAAUUGGGAUGACUUAUUUCGACAUCCAUAUGUAAGCCAUUAUUUUGGAAAAGUGGAUAUUCAAUAGAAUAAUAGUUUGAAAUAGAUGCAUACUCUAACUCAGAGCCUUAGAUAGAAGAUUGGAUCGGAGGAAAAAAUGGAUCAGUUCUUAAUUAAAUUAAAAUUAAAGAAUAAUUAAUGGGAAUUAAACAAUGAAGAAUUCAGUAUGUUAAUUCAGUUAAUAAAUGAAAAUGAGAGCAUAAGCAAUAAUGAUAUUUAGUGUUUGUUUUAGGAAUGUUAAAUUGAUGGGAAGGUGUGUUAUAAGUAAUUUAAAAAUUGUAUAUUUAAUGGGGAUCCAAAAAGGGUGAAAAUAGUAAGACAUUUAUCGAAUUCUAAUAUUAAAAUACUAUCAAACUUGGAUGUAGCUUUAACAUAACACAAUAUAAGAGAAUUAUUUGAAUAGUUUGCGACUACUAAAUAAGAUACAUUGGAAAGACAUCAAUUUACAAAAAUGAUCAAAAUGCUCGCAAAUACUAAUUAAUUAACCAAUCAAAAUAUCAAAGAAAUUAUUGAUUUUUUCGACGACAAUGGAGAUGGGAUGAUUCAAUUUUCUGAAUUCAAUAAUGUUUUGAGAUAUGUUCAAUAAAUUGAUAGGAAUAAAAAUAGCGAUAAUAGUUUGGAUACAAUAACAGAAUUGGAUGAAAUGUCAUUUAUUCAAGAUCAUAGCAAUUUCAAGAACGUUAAUCAGAAGUUUGAAAGGAGAUCAGAUUAAAAGAUCAGUUUAUGCGAAUGUGUUAGUUUUUGA